GAAACAAGUCAUCAUUCGUGUCUCAACUUCGACCUAGCUCGAUUCAACAUGCAAGUUCUCAUCAUCGCCUCGUUUGUCGGCUUCGCCGCUGCAGCUCUCCUGCCAAGCUAUGACUCGAACCGCCCACAAGCCAGCUUAGAGAAGAAUGCGCGAAUCAUCGCUCUAGACUCCGAUGUUAAAGAGGAUUCCUACAGGUGGAACUAUGAAACCGAAAACGGCAUUAAAGCUGAAGAGCAGGGUCGUGAGGCCGAUGGUAUCGAAGCUCAAGGUGCCUUCCAAUACACCGGUGAUGAUGGUCAGGUCUACUCCGUGAGCUACCUUGCCAACCAGGGUGGUUUCCAACCCCAGGGCGCUCACUUCCCCACCCCUCCUCCUACACCUGAAGCCAUCCUUAAGGCUUUGGAACAGAACGCUCGUGAUGAGGCAGCUGGUAUCAUCGAUGACGGUCAAUACAACGCUGCUAAAUACGGUGCUGCUCCAGCUGCUCCCGCCUACCAACAGAACUACGCUCGUGCCCAGGCCUCAGCUGGAUUCAAACGUUUCUAAACUAAUUAAGCUCAAAACCUAUACAUUAGAUACUAUGUGGUAUUACUUUUAUACAUUUCAAUAUUCUAUGUCUGUCUAACUGUCAAAUGAUCGUGACAACUUCAACUGUCACUCGAUUUUGACAGCUGACAAUUAUAUGAAUUAAGAAAUUUUUAAUUGUAGGGUUCUGUGGUACUUUUGUAAUUAUCUGUUUAUAAUCUACUUGAUCUCUCAUUCCUCUUCUCAACUGAAUACUCGUUUCCCAAGCUCAUGAUAACCCAGAUACUAUAUUUCCACUUUUUUUAUCUUAUUUCACAAAUUAACAAGGAUUACACAUAUUAUCUAAAUGUAAAAGAGGCUUCCCAAUCGUGAUAUUUCAAUUAUAAUUAAAAUGUGAUAGAAAAUAAUCUUACUCUACUAGUAUACUCUAUAGUAGUCAUUGAUCCAGUGAUCGAAAUAAUAUUUAUUCUAUGAAUAAAAUCAAUUUCUUU
Messenger RNA from Pieris brassicae (large cabbage white), 1016 nucleotides. Its product is annotated as cuticle protein 3-like. NCBI's taxonomy places the organism in Eukaryota, Metazoa, Arthropoda, Insecta, Lepidoptera, Pieridae. The record is from RefSeq and is a predicted model, not a curated record. The coding region runs from base 49 to 546 and encodes 165 amino acids. Gene Ontology annotation, cellular component: chitin-based extracellular matrix. Gene Ontology annotation, molecular function: structural constituent of chitin-based larval cuticle. The transcript is spliced from 4 exons.